Racocetra persica is the source of this 585-nucleotide messenger RNA. Lineage: Eukaryota; Fungi; Glomeromycota; Glomeromycetes; Diversisporales; Gigasporaceae. The record is from the annotation of a GenBank genome assembly.
AAUUGACAUCUGCUAAUCCUUCUAUUCGUGAUGAAACAGAAAUUUUUCAAAAAACACUUGGUGCUUUUAUAUCAGAAGUUGGAGGUGCAUAUAGCUUUUUUGCUGCAAUAAUAACAUUAAUUUUUGGUGCUUCGAAGUUUAGUCCAUGUAAAGAAUAUUUUAACUGUCACAAAGUUUACAGACCAAUACGUCGACAGCUUAAAAAAGAUUAUGCCGAACGGUAUAAUACUAAAUAUGGAAUUCCAUUAAUAGAUAAUCUAUACGAUGAAUACAAAGAAUUAAAGGACAAAGAAAUAAAAGACGAAAAAAUAAAAUAUGAAAAAAUAAAUGGUGUAAAAAUAAAUGAACAAGAUUCAGAACAAAUAAAUGAUGAACCAGAACAAGAUUCAGAACAAAUAAAAGAUAAAACAGAUUCAGAACAAAUAAAAAUACUUACACAGAGGUUAGCUGCAUUAGAGGAUUUGUCAAAACUACUUAUACAGCGAUUAGCUGCAUUAGAGGAUUUGUUAAAAGAACAUUAUCUUGACACAAGUAUACUGGAAAGUAUUAAAGCAGUGCGUGAACGUAUCGAUGAGGAUGAGGAUG